GCAGCAGAACUGCACAUAAUACAUAAAUAACACAAAUCGAGAUUGAUCAUGAAGACCUUUUGUGGAAGAGCUAAUCCAACCACUGGUGCAAUGGAGUGGUUAGAAGAGGAUGAGAACUACGACUACCAUCAGGAGAUUGCAAGGUCACGCUAUGCAGAUAUGCUUCAUGAUAAAGACAGAAAUGUGAAAUAUUACCAAGGUAUUCGUGCUGCAGUGAGCAGAGUGAAAGAAAGAGGGGAGAAAGCAGUUGUUCUAGACAUAGGGACUGGCACAGGACUCCUGUCCAUGAUGGCAGCUUCAGCAGGUGCAGAUUUCUGCUAUGCAAUUGAGGUUUUCAAGCCCAUGGCUAAUGCUGCUGUGAAGAUAGUGGAGAAGAACGGUUUUCGUGACAAGAUCAAGGUAAUCAACAAGCACUCCACUGCAGUCACAGUUGGUCCAGAUGGAGAUAUGCAAUGUCGUGCAAACAUCUUGGUAACAGAAUUAUUUGAUACAGAGCUGAUAGGAGAAGGAGCUUUACCAACCUAUGAGCAUGCACACAAAUAUCUUGUACAGGAAGGAUGUGAGGCAGUGCCUCACAGGGCAACAGUGUAUGUCCAAUUAGUGGAAUCCAAAAGAAUGUGGUCCUGGAACAAACUGUUUCCUGUUCAUGUCGAAGCAGAAGACGGUGAAAAAAUUAUUGUCUCCCCUUCAGAAAUGGAGAACUGUCCAGGUGUUCCUUCUGUUUGUGAUAUCCAGCUGAACCAGAUGCCUUCAAGUGACUUCACUGUCCUUAGUGAUGUGGUGACAGUGUUCAGUGUGGAUUUCAGUAAGCCAGUAAGGAGUGCCUCUACCUCCUGUAGAGUGCAGCUGGAGCCUGUAAAAUCUGGCAAGGCGCAAAUCGUACUUUCCUGGUGGGAUAUUGACAUGGACCCCUCUGGGAUGAUAAAUUGCACAAUGGCUCCAUACUGGGUCAAAUCCACUUCUGCUUUCCAGUGGAGAGAUCACUGGAUGCAGUGUGUGUAUUUUCUUCCAAAUGAGGAGCCAGUUCUCAAGGGUGAGAAGGUGUACCUGACUGCCUGUCGUGAUGAAUAUUCUUUGUGGUAUAAGCUGCAGAAAGCCAGAGGUGAAGAGGAGAAUAAAGCAGAUGUUUGUGUUGAGAGUCCUGUUUGUUGGUGUCAGGCUCAUCUUCUUUGGAAUAGACCACGAUUUGGGGAAUUAAAUGAUCAGAACCGAACACGCCAGUACAUCAAGUCUUUGAUGAAAGUUCUGAAAACAGAUAGCAUUUGCCUUUGUAUCAGUGAUGGCAGUCUGCUGCCUGUGCUGGCUCACUAUCUUGGAGCAAAGCGGGUGUUUACCUUAGAAAACUCUGCUGUGUCCUGUUCUGUCAUGAAAAAAUUUUUUAAAGCAAAUCAUCUUGAAGACAAAAUUAAAAUAAUAGAAACACGUCCCGAGUUGCUGAUGUCUUCUCAUUUGGAAGAUAAAAAGAUUUCUGUACUUGUGGGAGAGCCGUUUUUUACUACGAGUUUGUUGCCGUGGCAUAACCUGUAUUUCUGGUACGCUAGGACAGCUGUGACCAGUCACCUUGCCAGCAAUGUCGCUGUCCUACCUCAGUCUGCUGCUUUGCACAUGAUGAUUGUGGAGUUUCAGGACUUAUGGAGAAUCCGGAGUCCCUGUGGCACCUGUGAAGGUUUUGAUGUCCAGACUCUGGAUGAUAUGAUUAAAAAUUCUAUGAAUUUUAGAGAAUCCAGGGAAGCAGAACCUCACCCUCUGUGGGAAUAUCCUUGCAAGUCACUCUCUGAUCCCCAGGAAGUUUUGAGAUUUGACUUCAGAGAGACUGUACCGGAACACUCUCUCAGCACAGAGGGUUCUGUAAAUCUUCUACGGAAAGGAAAGAGCCAUGGAGCAGUUUUGUGGAUGGAAUAUCAUCUUGUUGCUGAUAUCUCCAUUAGUACAGGACUGAUGCAAAUUUCAAAUGAAAAGGGAAACUGUGAAUGGAAUCCCCACUGCAAGCAAGCUGUCUAUUUCUUCAGUUCUGUUAUUGAAUCAGAAGCUCUGUCAGACCUUCAUAGUGCUGUCACGUAUGCUAUAAAUUUCAACACAAAGACAGGAGAGAUUGCCAUGGAUUUUAAGCUUUUAUAAAAUACUUUCAUUUUACUUAUGUUUCUAAAUUAUAAUAAACUUACAUGGUAUUUUUUUAUACGGCA
Pterocles gutturalis (yellow-throated sandgrouse) is the source of this 2183-nucleotide messenger RNA. It is a transcript of the gene PRMT7, whose product is annotated as protein arginine methyltransferase 7. NCBI's taxonomy places the organism in Eukaryota, Metazoa, Chordata, Aves, Pterocliformes, Pteroclidae. The record is from RefSeq and is a predicted model, not a curated record. Gene Ontology annotation, biological process: peptidyl-arginine methylation. Gene Ontology annotation, molecular function: protein-arginine N-methyltransferase activity. The transcript is spliced from 17 exons. The coding region runs from base 49 to 2118 and encodes 689 amino acids.